UCAUUUCUGCUACAGCCAUUAAUAAAGAUAAGGCCCCAAGGAAUCUUUCCAAUAGUUCAACCUCUGCCAUGAUUGGUUGUCCUAAAUCUUAUGAAACACUCUCAAGAUUCUUCAAAUCUCCACAUCAUUUCUCUAUGUCAUAAUAAUGUAGAAAUUUCUAGGGCCUAUGAUUGUUACUGAAGGUCUGAAUCUGGGAGCAAUUCCCAUGACAGAGACAUGGCCCGGAGGCAAAAUAGUUUUCUCUGUUCUUGGCUGGCAUUUCCAGCCACCAAGCAACAUGGAAAACCACAUUCCACACGAAUCAUGGCAUGAUGUUGUGCCAGAGCACACGGUCCCCAGUCGUUCAAGUUCCAUGCAAAUGUGUUGUGCUUCUUACUGCGUGUUGGGAAAAUGAUAUGAAGCUCCCAUCCAUUGAUAGAUCAAGAGGUGCACUGUUUUGUAAGGAUCGAAGCAGCGGACAUGUUUAGCAUGGAUGCAUGUUUGUGACAGACUCCGGAUGGAGUCGAGUAAGGUUGUGAUGGAUCAAGAAAUUGAAUGUUCAGUGACGAAGAGCUUGGAUCGGGCAAAACCUUGUGAGCGACGGUGAUUCACAUAACAGGGAUGGAUAUAUGUAGCUGAGUUAUGACGAAGAAGAAAAGCCAAGGAGAGAUAAGUCUGUCGACAGUGGUUGUGAUGAUCCACCCGCAGACAGCAGCAACAGCAUGUGCCCCAUCACCCUCAGUGUGGAUUCUCCCUCACUUGGGUGAUGUCAGCACCCACAUCCCCUGUCACAGCUGCAGCAGAGAGAGAGAGAGAGAGAGCGAUAGUAAAGCCAAAGUGAUGCCUGGAGCUCAAGUUUUGAGCCUCCCGCAAGCAAAUGCUGCAGCUGGGAAGACCCACUGAGCCCUGGACACUCCUGUCAUAAAGGAGGAGAUCCAUCUGCGGUACACCGAGCAUCUACUCUCUGGGUGGGCUUCUCGUCGUCGCAAGGUACGCAGGGACGAGAAAGUUCCUGCCUUUAUCGCAAAGAUCGCUUCUUUUCGCCGGUCUUUGCUGGGUUCUCAGUUUGUUCUUGGUCGGAGGACCGUUUCGCAUCAGAUCUGUAAGCUAUUUUGCUCGGAUGAUUAGAAAAGCUGGUGUAUCAGACGCAACAGGAGGGAGAUCUGUACGGAUCGGUUGAUCGUGUCAAGGAUUUCAUCGUCUGAGAUCUUGCCUCGUUCACGUCAAUUCCUCGGAUUUCUGGGUUUUGGGAGCAUCUCAAAAGGAAAACUCUCGUUUUUCUGUCUCUUUGCUGUUCUAAUUUUUACGUUCUUAAGCAUUGCUGGUAGAUCUUCUUGAAGGAUGCUUGGUAGCAGAUAAAGAUUUGGAUUGGAUCAAAGAAUGACGUUUCUUGGGCUUCUUUUUCUGGGUCUCGCAUCAUUUUCUUUUGGAACUGGAAAUGCUCAAGCGAACAGCUUUCUGGUCGAUUGUGGUUCUAAUUAUAGCACCACUGAUGCUAAUAGUAGGAAAUGGGUUGGAGAUUCUUCCGGUGAUGGUUUUUCCCUGAGCUAUCCUGGAACUACUGCAUCGACUUCCACAGUGGAAGAAAACUCCGUUUACCAGUCCUUGUAUAAGACUGCUAGAAUAUUUGAUACUCCAUCUCACUAUGGCUUCAAUGUGUCUUCUGGGAGUUACUGCUUGAGGCUUCAUUUCUACCCCUUCUCGUUUGUAAAUUUGAAUGUCAAUGAUUCAGUGUUUGAUGUAACCGCGAACGAGCUCAAGUUGGUUUCUAAGUUCAAUGUGCCGGCAGAAAUCUCAUGUCGGAGCACCACAAACAACUCGGUCAUUACUUCCCUGGUGAAAGAGUACUUCCUUUACAUCAGUUCAAGUGAACUGCAAAUUCGGUUUGUACCGAACUCAGGGUCAUUUGCAUUUGUCAAUGCCAUCGAGGUUUUCGAAAUACACAACAACUUGUUUGUUGACUCUGUCAACAGAGUAGGCAGCAAGGAGAAGGUUCCUUUGAGUAUGAAUGACCUUGGAAUUGAGACGAUGUACCGGUUAAAUGUUGGAGGGCCGGCACUUGAGCCAAGCAAAGAUCGAGAUCUGUGGAGAACAUGGGAGCCGGAUGAUGGAUUUAUGUUUUCUGUGAAUGCUGCUACUGCAAUUAGUAGUACAUCCAAGAUAAGCUAUUCAUCAGUUAAUGACUCUUCGAUUGCACCUCUAUUGGUUUAUGAGACAGCCAGAAUAAUGUCUGAUAAUGAAGUUGUUGAGAAGAGAUUCAAUGUCUCAUGGAGGUUUGACAUAGAUCCCAACUUUGACUACUUGGUCCGGUUGCACUUCUGUGAGUUGAUCUAUGACAAGCAAAACCAGAGAAUUUUCAGAAUCUACAUCAAUAAUAAAACUGCGGCGGAAGAAUACGAUGUGUUUAUACGAGCAGGAGGGAUGAACAAAGCCUACCAUGAAGACUAUGUUGAUAUUGUACCACAGCAGAUAGACACCCUUUGGCUUCAGCUAGGGCCUGAUUCAUCGAUAGGUGCUUUGGGUAUUGAUGCGAUCCUCAACGGUGUGGAGAUCUUCAAGCUCAGCAGGAAUGGAAAUUUAGCUCAUGUUUCAGAGAGGAUUGGUACUGGUGGGGAAGGAUUUGGUACAAAGAGGACAAAAAGUAAAGUUCUUUGGGCAGCCACCGGUGGUAUUAUUUCUGUGGUUACCAUUUCCAUGGCAUGUGUUUUUUAUUGCCACCGAAUUCAGAAAAGGAAAGCAGAUGGUGUUAAGGAGAAUCCUCCUGGUUGGCAUCCGCUUUUCCUUCAUGAGACAAUUGCAAGCACCACAAAUGCUGGCACAUCCAAACUGCCUUUGAUCAAUGAUGGUUUAGCAGCUUCUUAUAGGCUUGGUAGAAGAUUCACUUUAGCAGAAAUUAAAGCUGCGACAAGCAACUUUGACGAUUCCUUGGUCAUCGGAACUGGAGGCUUUGGCAAGGUCUACAAAGGUGAGAUUGAUGACGGGAUACCGGUUGCUGUGAAGCGAGGAAAUCCACAGUCGCAGCAGGGCCUAGCAGAAUUUGAAACAGAGAUCGAAAUGCUGUCAAAGCUUCGGCAUCGGCAUCUCGUCGCGAUGAUCGGUUACUGUGAGGAGCAAAGAGAGAUGAUUUUGGUUUAUGAGUACAUGGCAAAUGGGACACUUCGAAGCCAUCUCUAUGGCACUGCUCUUCCAGCUUUAUCAUGGAAACAGCGGGUUGAUGCAUGCAUUGGUGCAGCACGCGGUCUACACUAUCUUCACACUGGUGCAGACAGGGGUAUUAUCCACCGAGAUGUCAAGACAACAAACAUUUUGUUAGACGAGAACUUUGUUGCAAAGAUGGCCGACUUUGGGUUGUCAAGAGCUGGUCCCUCUUUGGAUCAGACCCAUGUGAGUACUGCAGUGAAAGGGAGUUUUGGUUACCUUGAUCCUGAAUAUUUUCGGAGGCAGCAGUUAACCCAAAAAUCAGAUGUGUAUUCCUUUGGAGUUGUGCUCUUUGAAGUUGUUUGUGCGCGUCCAGUGAUAAACCCAAGUUUGCCGAAGGAUCAAAUAAACCUGGCUGAAUGGGCACUGCGAUGGCAAAGGCAACGGUCACUUGAGUCGAUUUUGGAUCCCAGAUUGGCAGGAGAUUACUCUCUGGAGUCUCUGAAGAAGUUUGGAGAGAUUGCAGAGAAAUGUCUGGCAGACGAGGGAAAGAACAGACCUACAAUGGGGGAGGUACUUUGGCACUUGGAAUAUGUUUUGCACCUGCACGAAGCAUACAGGAAGAGCGGAGAUGGGGAUUCUUUUGGGAGCGGUGAGUUGGGAUUCGCAGAUAUGUCUUUCUCACUCCCAUUUGUCCGAGAAGGAGAUGAGGAACCUUUUCCGUAGCCAUCAAGAUUCAAAGAUUUCCUCGAGAGCCAAAAGGCCUUCGACAUUGUUCGCUGUAGACAGUUGCUGGUGUUGGUAUUCCAAAGCUAUUUUACCAUCAGAAAAGG
Molecule: messenger RNA, 3950 nt
Organism: Musa acuminata subsp. malaccensis (wild Malaysian banana)
Lineage: Eukaryota; Viridiplantae; Streptophyta; Magnoliopsida; Zingiberales; Musaceae
Source: RefSeq, a predicted model, not a curated record